CGAAACAGUAAAAUACAUCGAGUUUAAACAUUCUCGGGCCCGAGCUUUAUAUAUAUAUUUUUUUUCCAAACUUCAAACCAUAAUUUACAUUUUCAUCAUAGUCAAAACAGAAAACUCGGGAAGUCCGCUUUAUUACAAAAUCCACACAACAUAAAACAUUUAAGGAGUUCAGAGUCCUCAGCCCACCUCAUGGCUUCCCUUCACGCUUGAGUCCCGAUAUCUAUAGUACAGACCUUACUUAUGCUCUUGAUCUGAGGAAAAGUGGUGACGAAGGAUGAGUCGUCGCUUAGUGAAUAAAUUCUAAGCUCAUAUCGACAUCAAUACAAAAACAGUAUUGGGUAGAAACACCCUAGCACAUAACAAGACUUAAGUUGUUUAUCACACUUUUCAUUCCACUGAAUCAAUCAAGUACACAUGUCCACAUCCCAUCUCAGUCAAAACACAUAAAACAGAUGACAGACAAAGGUAUUUUGCUUAUACAAUUUCACUUUCAAAAUUUUGCUAAAUGAUAUCCUCCCCGGGUAGUACAGUAGUGGGAGGCUGCAGGAUAACCAUGUACAACCAUCAUAUAACUGGAGCACCGAGGGAAAAAACCCCAUCUGGUACAAACAGAAGUGCACAAUGCACGAAACAGGAGUGCACAAGGCACAAAAUUGUAGUGCUCAAGGCACGAAACAGGAGUGCUAGCACCAACAGGAGUAUCGCGGGACACAACCCGGACCGAUACAAAACAGGAGUCGCCACGGGAUUACUUCAGCCGGCUAACUGAACAGAAUAGGAGUACCGUGGGUCGUCACCCAAUCGUCACGGUGCGAAGCACGAGCGCUCAAACUAGAGUAUCGUGGGGUUUACGCAUAUCGAUACAAACAGGACACCCUACUGUACGAGGUAUCAUGAAGCCCUUUUACUUAUUCUUAUGUAUUCACCUCUUUUCAUUAAUAGUUCAUUUAGACACAUGUCAAUAAUCAUUAACCCGUAGGCUCACUUAUACACUAUAUGCUCAGAAGCAUUUAUAGUGCUUUUGCACCCUCAGUCACAGCAGAAUGGAAGGUAAGCUGAGAAGCAAAACAGGAUUAGUAAGCCUAAUAGCUUACUCCAAAUAUAAGCAGACAUGACGGAUUUGCAAGUUCGACUACUUACUCAUAAUCCACACAAUAAAUUAACAAAUCCAACCCAUAUGACAAUUUCAUUCCACUUCAUGAUCACUCAACCAUUCUCAUCAUUAGAUCACAUUCCCAUGCUAAUUCUACAAAAUGUUAGUUGCAGAGGCAACAAUGAUUUGCAGAGGCACAAUAGAAAUUUGCAGAGGCAUACACAAGACCAACCAACAAAAUUUCUUUCCAUAUCUCAACCACAAUUCAUGCAUUUCCAACUUCAUACCAAAUGCAGAUAAUGAAUAUACACCAGUAAGCCAUCUUGGCAUCACCGAAUUUCAGAACUUAUAUCAUUUAGCACACAAUACAUACAAUUAUGGCCACUAAAGUGACCAUAUCACAUAGCCAUAACAUUUCCCAUAAAUUCACAUAUUAUACCGGAGCCGCUUCAUGACCCCGAUAUGUAUUCGGGCGGCUUCAUGACCCAAAUACUAUUAUUAUGUUGAAGUAGAUCUAAGAUUAGAAUCUACUCACAGUUUUGUCUUCACUCGGCUAUGCCCUUGCCUUUGGAUGAGCCUCCGGCUUGCUCCUUACCUUUAUAUACAAAAUUUCCAGGUUAUUCAAGCACUAAGAUACGUAUAAAGUAAUCAUAAUCAUGGUUGUGUUCAUGCAUGUCGAUAAGGCCACUAGGGAAGUCGUACGGCCGCACACUUUACCCUGCAUCACCAUUUUGGUCAUUUCUCCCUUGAUACUUAACCAAAUCAGUUGAUUCUUGUUGAUAUGGAAACUAGAUUCGUAGGAUACAACAUAUCCAAAUUUCAGACGAUUUGGAUCAGCUGUUUGAGCCCAGAAAUCAUUUUAAGUUGAUGUUUCAAAACUGUCAGCUACUUCUUUUCACUUCAAAUCCAACUCCCCUACUUCUAACGAUUGUUUCCUGACCUCUCCGAAAUCAAAACUACCUUCCUAAUGGUCAAUUCGAAGAACUCAAUAUACUUAAUAUUAUACCAAAUUUAUAGAACAAUCCAACGACUGAUUCGCACAGGAUCUUACCUUUAAUCUGCUGUCCUGCUACAGGAAAACAAUGUUGCACCCCUUCUGUCCAGCAACAUUUCUCGAUGAACCAGAGAUUAUAAAGAUGAUCCCAACGGUUCAAUCUUAGAAAAGAAAGUAUGGAACACAACCUACAAAUAUCAGGACGAUCAAACGGCUUGAUUGUCUGGAAUUGUCCUUCUCACAGGCUGUCCUGCUACAGGAAAACACUGCCGCACCCCUUCUAUCUAGCGACAUUACUCGCUGAACCAGAGAUCAUAACGAUGAUCCCAACGGUCCAAUCUCAGACAAGGAAGUAUGGAAUACAGCAUACAAAUCUCAAGAUGAUCCAACGGCUUGAUUGUCAGGAAUCGUCCUUCCCACAGGCUGUCCUGCUGCUGGACGAAAAUUGGCAGCACCCCUUUGUUUCCUUCUUCUUCUUCUUCUUCUUCCUUUCCUUGAUAUCCUUUCUUUCUAACUCUCUAGUCCUUGUUUCUGAAAAUGGGGAUGGUGGUUUUUGGGUGGUGAAACCAGGUGGAAGAAAGAGAGCAAGAGUGG
Linum trigynum is the source of this 2681-nucleotide messenger RNA. The record is from the annotation of a GenBank genome assembly. Lineage: Eukaryota; Viridiplantae; Streptophyta; Magnoliopsida; Malpighiales; Linaceae.